Messenger RNA from Ectocarpus siliculosus, 4271 nucleotides. The record is from the annotation of a GenBank genome assembly. Lineage: Eukaryota; Phaeophyceae; Ectocarpales; Ectocarpaceae.
AUGAAGCCAAAGAAAUCGCCUCAGGGGAAAGGCAAGGGCUCGCCGAAAGGACAGGGCACCCUCUUCUCGUUCUUCUCCAAGACACCCGCAAAGGAGCCUCCAACCAAGCCUAAGGGGGAGGAGAAGGAGAAGGAGACUCCUACCAAGCCCAAGCCGAGCCAUGCUACCACGCCAAGCACCGCUGGAGCCAGCCCGGAGCAACCAAGCAAGGACUCCGAGAAGCUUUUGGGGAAGCGCAUCAAGGUGUUCUGGAGGGAUGACAACAAUUGGUACUUCGGCAAGGUCAUUGACUAUUACGAGGAUGGGAAGCACCUCAUUCACUACGACGACGGAGACAAAGAGAAGCUCGUUCUCAAGAAUGAAAAGUUUGAACUUGCGCGCGAAGUGAACGAGAGCGAACCAAAGCCACCCAAGAAGAAACGGGCCAAAGUGAUUCAAGACGACGAUGACGACGAGGCCGAAUGGAACCAGGAUGAGCUCGAAGACAGCGGAGGAGACGAUGGUUCAGCGUACGAGAACGAGGGCAACGAGAGCGAAAACGACGAUGCUGAGAGCGACGACUCCGAUGCUCCGGUGACACCGCGAGGGAAGAAGUCGACCCCGAGCAAGAAGAAGCGCUCAGGGCAGGCUGCCCCUUCUGGGCCUGGCGGAUCGGGAGCCAAAAGGCUGAAGAAGGCGUCGGACCUGGCAUCCUACGCCAUCACGGACACAGUAUCGCCAGGAAGCGGGGCGCGUGGUGCCACGGGAAACGCUUCAGGCCGGAGCCUUCAAAGCCCCGUCAGCACCCCGACCGUCCGCUCCAGCCCGCACAGCUCGCGCCCUUUCGUGGGCCUCAGCUCCCCCGCCUCCCCUCCAACCCCAAAGGCACCCGCGGGUAUCCCCCUUCCGGAGGGAGUGCUGGACACUGGCCGUCACUCGCAUCAUUCGUUUGACUGGCUCUACAAAAACCGCGUCGAUGCGAACCGACGGAGGCCAGAUGACCCACUCUACAACCCGCGCACGCUGUACGUACCGCCGUCAUUCCUCUCCAAAGAAACCCCAGCGAUGGUUCAGUGGUGGAAAUUCAAGAGCCAGAACAUGGACACAGUCUUGUUCUUCAAGGUCGGCAAGUUCUACGAGCUGUUUCACGUUGACGCAGACGUCGGGAUGCAGGAGCUAGAUCUCAUUUACAUGAAGGGUGAAAAGGCGCACAGUGGCUUCCCAGAGAUAUCCUACGGGAAGUUUGCUGACGGCCUGGUGUCCAAGGGAUACCGCGUCGCACGGGUCGAGCAGGUCGAGACGCCGGAUAUGCUCAAGGCCCGGAAUGCGUCGGUAGGCAGGAACGGGACUAAGGACAAGGUUGUGAAGCGCGAGCUGUGCAGCAUCCUCAGCCGUGGUACGCGGACUUACUGCUUCUUGGACGAUGUCUCCUCAACUCCGGACGGAUCUCCGCGUUCAGUGAACAUGAUUCUGUCAAUCAAGGAAACCGCGGUGGACGCGUUGAGUGAGUUCGACCCAGGAAGCCCAGGUUCUGCCGAUGCAGACGGCCCACCGGCAGCCGUAUGCGAAUAUGGUGUUUGCAUGGUGGAUGCAACGACGGCAACGUUUAGCCUGGGGCAGUUCGCUGAUGACCCCGCGCGCUCACGCCUUCGAACCCUCCUUGCGCAGCAGCUGCCGGUUGAGAUUGUGAUGGAAAAGGACAACUUGUCGGAGACUACCCUUCACAUGAUCAAGUGCAUGGCCCCGCUGGCAUCGCACAUGACCUUGCACAAAGGGACCGAGUUUUGGGAUGCUUCCCGGACGGUGCAAGAGCUUAAGAACCGCCGGUACUUCCGCAACGAGAGCAACGCGAAAGAGAAGAGCAGCGCCGGCGAUGGGAAGGGCAGUAACGUCGAGGACUGGCCACCAAUCCUGCGUGCUGUUGUUGAAGGUGGAAAGGAUGGCGCCUUGGCCCUAUCGGCUUUAGGAGGUGCCACGUGGCACACUCGACGAGCUCUCAUUGACCACGAUCUGUUGUCCAUGCGACGCUUUGUGGCGUACAUCCCCUCCGACAUGAAACAACCCGACUCCAACGCUGCGCCCAGCACCCCGAACGAUAGCCAAGAGGCGGGUGAUCUUCCAAGCGCUUCUUCACUACCAGGGAGCAGCGCACAGACCCCCUCUCAAUCGCACAUGGUGCUUGACGGGGUCUCUUUGUCAAACCUCGAGGUGCUGCGCAACAGCAGUGACGGUGGGGAAAAGGGAAGCCUGUGGGCUUUCGUCAACCGGUGCAGCACAGCAUUCGGGAGGCGUUUGCUCAAGGACUGGGUGCUCAAGCCGCUUCUUUUUCCAACGCACAUCAAUGGUCGUCUGGACGCGGUUUCGGAGCUUGCAGGCGACCUCUCUCCCGAAGCUGACGCCUCGCGAGCCCUGUUGAAGAAGCUUCCGGACGUGGAACGGCUGCUAUCGCGCGUGCACUCGAUGGCCUCCAAGCACAGGAGCAGCGAGCACCCAGAGAGCCGGGCCAUCAUGUACGAGGACACCAAGUACUCCAUCCGCAAGGUGAACGACUUUCUCAGUGUCCUGGAUGGGUUGGAGAAAGCGGACCGUUUGCCCGAGAUCUUCAAGUCAGCCUCGGUGGAGAGCGCCCUCUUGCGCAAGUGUGUCAUCUCCAAAUCUGAGGGUGGACAGUUUCCGGACAUGUCUUCAGCCAUCUCGUACUUCCGAAACGCCUUUGAUGCCGGCACGUCGAAGAAGAAAGGCCUGAUUGAGCUCAAGCCCGGGGUCGACGAAGACUUCGACAAGAUUAAGCCGCGCGGGCGAUACUUCGUUUGGCCUGUUUUGGCGCAGAUCGACAUCAAAGAAAUCAAGUCUGAGUUGGACGGACACCUCCGGGAACAACGCAAGCGCCUCGGUUGCUCCGACGCGGAAUACUGGCACAGCGCCAAGGAGAAGUACCAGAUCCAAGUGCCGGAGAGGUACUUCUCCAAGAAUCGUCAGCCGUCAGACUACGAGCUCAAGAGCAAGAAGAAGGGCGCCUUGCGGUUCUGGACACCCUUCAUUAAGGAUCAUCUUGAACAGCUUGCUGCUGCAGAGCAGCGACUUGGCGAUGCCCAGAGAGACCAGAUGCGAGGCUUGUUCGCCAAGUUUGAUGAGCACAGGGAGCUCUGGGCAAGUACGGUGCGAUGCCUGUCGCACUUGGAUGCCGUUCUCUCUCUGGCGGAGGUGUCCGCCCAGCCGGGGUUCUCGAGGCCACGGUUCCACGACGGAGCCUCGACGCCGUCCUUCAUCCGCCUCAAGAAUGCGCGGCACCCGUGCCUGGCACAAACCUAUCAAGGGGGCGAGUAUAUCCCAAACGACGCCACUCUUGGGGCGGCACCAGCGGGGAUCUCCGAUGAUGCGCCUGCUGCGCCAAACAUGCUCCUGCUCACCGGACCAAACAUGGGCGGGAAGUCCACCCUUCUUCGGCAGACCUGCCUCGUCGCCAUCCUUGCACAGGUGGGCUGCUUUGUUCCCGCGGACGAGGCGCACCUCACGCCACUCGACAGGAUUUUCACGAGGGUUGGAGCAUCAGACCGUAUCCUGGCCGGACAGUCGACCUUCUUUUUGGAGCUCAGCGAGACUGCGAACAUUCUUCACCACGCCACGAGCAGGAGCCUCGUUAUUCUUGAUGAAUUGGGGCGAGGUACCUCGACUUUCGACGGUACAGCUAUCGCUCACGCUGUCGCUCACUACCUGGUGAAGAGUGCUAAGUGCUUGGCAAUGUUCGCGACGCACUAUCACUCUUUGGUGGAAGACUGGGGUCAUCACAGCGAGGUGGCAUUGGGACACAUGUCAUGCUUGGUAGAGGACAAUGGGGGAGAGCAGAGGGUAACCUUCCUCUACAAGCUCGCCCCCGGCCCUUGCCCCAAGAGUUUCGGGAUCAACGUGGCCCGCUUGGCUCAACUCCCAGAUGCCGUCAUCUCUGCGGCGCAGCUCAAGUCGGAAGAGUUCGAGCGCGCUUUGUCUCUUCAGCACAGUGCUGUGGCCGGCGACGAGAAGGGCCGUCUAGCCCUCAAAUUGCUCGCGUUGCUUUCGGAUGGCGACGACAGCGAGUCGGCGCAGGCCGGCGAGGAGCUGCAGAAGAUGUGGAACGAGGCCCAUGCGCCAACCACAACUUGACCGGUCGCCGGCGGCGUAGUUCGUUGGUGUAUUUAAUUUAGGGUGGUCUUCAUUAUCCGCGUACCAUGUCGUGAUGCCAGACACCAGGAGUUCUUUCGGUACAUAGCAACAACAGUUUUUUUGCUUUUUUUCCAUGAGGAACCCAGAUACGU